Molecule: messenger RNA, 4293 nt
Organism: Saxophila tyrrhenica
Lineage: Eukaryota; Fungi; Ascomycota; Dothideomycetes; Mycosphaerellales; Extremaceae
Exons: 1
Coding region: 1-4293 (1430 amino acids)
Biological process (GO): mRNA splicing, via spliceosome
Cellular component (GO): catalytic step 2 spliceosome
Molecular function (GO): helicase activity; mRNA binding
Source: RefSeq, a predicted model, not a curated record
AUGGAUCGCGAAGCUGGCCCGAGUGGGCGACCGACGAUAGCAGACCUCACCGGCGACAAUCACUAUGCGAGCGUAGCACGAGCGAACUGGUUGACUGCAGCACCUCAGAAAGUCCUUCCGGAGGUUGUCGAGCGCGAGAUAUGGGACCACCUGGAGGGCGAGGACUUCUCAUACUUCUCACUCCUACUCCUUGAGCAGUUGCAGACCUUGGAACGAUAUCUUUGGCCUGGAUACACCGACGAUGCCUCGAAUCAUCACGUCUUGCUUCUUGCGCUGCUGGUGAAUGUGAAGCGCCAGGAGCACCUCCCUGUAUGGCAGUUGUUCGCUGAGAAGCCGGAUGAGUUCUCGAGCUUCUUCAGGCGGGUCUUGUCACUCAGUGUGGACAAGUCGCUGUCAACCAGGGUGCGGAUGCAGCUUCUGGUCUUCCUCAUUGGCGCGUUCCAGAGCCUUGAUAGCGGACUGGUGCGAAAGGAGUGCGCGCCGCUGGUGUCAAUUGGCAUAUGGCAUAAUCUGCACAGUGCCAGUGCAAGGGAGCAACACCUAGCUAAGAGCGCGCAACCUCAAAAGGCAUGGCGGGCGGCAGGGAAGAAGUACGACAACGCAGAUUCGGCGGGACAGGGCAGGCUGCGAUUUGAGAGAAGCUGGCUGUAUACGCUACUGCUGAAUUUCCUGGACAAGCUAUACGAGCAGGAUCUGAAUGCGGACCAGAAGCAGGACAACAUGCUCUACUGUGAGCGCUUUCUUGAGUUUUUGUGCGAUCUGGAGUCGCAGUUACCGACCAGGCGGUAUGUCAACACACUGCUUCAAGACCUCAAUUUGCUUCCUGCGAUACGGCUGUCCGCACUUUAUGACGACUCCAGCGAGGAUGCGCUGGUGAGAGACAUGUAUCAGCUGCUCUCGCACUACAUAUACUUCCCCGUGGAUGACAACACUGGAAAGCAGCUCAGCAGGCAGCAGUUCGACGAAGCGCACAAUGCUCGAAUAUCGCGAUUACAGAAGGUUGCUCUGACACUCCACCCGGAAAAGCUGAAAAUCCUGGUACUGGCAAAUUUCGGCUCGCUGGGGCAGCGUGAGGAGCUGGUAAGCCAUCUGGAGGCUAUGACUGAUCUAGAGCUGGCCGAGAUGUGCCAGCACCUUGCAAUCAGGACAGCGUACCCAGACAGGAGUCUCGUAGUGCAGGACCGGCCGUUUCUGCUGGACGUGCUCGCAUCACAUAUAGAACGCAAGCCUUUCUAUGCCGACAAAGUACAACACGAGCGACCAGUCUUGCCCACCGAGCACACGAUCUAUGACCAGUCUUUACUACGAGCAGACGAGUACAAUGGCUCCCGGCCUCUGGCGCUACCUAAGCUGAACCUGCAGUACCUUACACUCGGCGAUCUGCUUUGGCGAUCUUUCACGCUCUACAGAAACGAGGCAUUCUUCGAGGUACGGAAACAUGUCGAAGACACCAUCAAGCGACUACAGCCAAGAUCGCAAGGUGGGAAUACCCGAUUCGAUGGGUUUUCGAAGAUGGCAAUCCCCAUUGGCAGACCUGCCAUCAUCGACACAUCACCCCCGAGGGUAGGUGAGGACGAUCCUGCUGAAGUGCGCAGUGAGAUUGUGCUGGACGUCAGCAGGCUACAGCCGGGUCUGAGAAGGGAAUGGGAGUCGCUGAGGCCAGAUGACGUCGUUUUCUUGCUCGCGGUUAAUCCGGCAGAGACAAACAAGAGACUUACGAAUGGACACAAGCAUGAUCCUGGAGCUGAGAAAGUAGGCUUGAAAGCUCUGCGGUGCGCUGAAGUCAUCAAUGUGCUCGACGAGAACGGAAGGGUACUGAGACGGGAUCAAGAGGCGCGGGAUGAGGUCGACGGCCUUGCGCGUCCGCGACAGAGGCGUUUAAUGUUGAGGCUCGACACAGCAGAGUACAAAAAGGAUAAAGCGCGGUCAGAUGCAGGGAGGGGAGAUGUGUAUGAGAGCAUCAACCUGAUCGUGAGGAGAAGAGCACGCGAGAAUAACUUCAAGGCUGUGCUCGAUAGUAUCCGACAGCUCGUGCUUUCGGAUGCACCUAUCCCAAGCUGGUUGCAGGAUGUUUUCCUUGGCUUUGGCGAUCCAGCGUCAGCUUCAUACAAGCGGCUCCCCAACCGAUCGAAGAGGAUAGACUACCGCGAUACGUUUCUGGACUGGCAGCACCUGAUAGAGUCAACUGCUGGCAAUGUCCUGGAGCCAGAUGCGGAUGCUGAAGCUAGCUUCUCACCUCCUUAUGUGCUCGAAAGCACCGGUACCACGGCUGUGCCAGCGUCAAAGUCGGGGAAGAAGCGAAGAAGAGAUCAGCCAGACGGUCCUGAGCCCGCGCAGGCCGUUGAGACAUACAAAGUUUCCACGUACAAGCCUCCAAACACAGGCCCUUAUCCGACAGAUGCUCCCAAGGUCAACACCGUCCGCUUCACCCCAGCACAAACUGAGGCCAUCACCUCAGGUACCCAGCCUGGCCUGACACUCAUUGUCGGACCACCUGGGACUGGCAAAACCGACGUUGCUACACAGGUCAUCAACAAUAUCUAUCACAACUUUCCGCAACAGCGCACGCUGCUCAUCGCUCACUCCAAUCAAGCGCUCAAUCAGCUUUUCCAAAAGAUCGCCGCUCUCGACAUCGACGAGCGACAUCUGCUCCGGCUUGGCCAUGGUGAGGAGGACCUCCGUACCGACACCAGUUUCAGCAAGGUCGGACGAGUGGACUCGUUCAUGGAACGGGGCGCACAGUAUCUGGCAGAAGUGCAAAGACUGGCAGCUUCUAUUGGCGCGCCGGGCGCUCAUGGAAGCAGCUGCGAGACAGCGCAGUACUUCGACCAAGUCUACGUCGGGCCACUGUGGAAACGCUACUGGGACGAUGUUGCCCAGAAUGGGACGAAGGAAGAUGUAGUAGAGAAGUUCCCUCUCCACGACUUCUUCUCCGAUACUCCAGCACCGUUGUUCCGGCUUGCGACCAACAAGGAGGAAGCUAUCGAAAUUGCGAAAGGCUGCGAAAGGCACAUCAGACACAUGUUCGACGAACUAGCGGACAUCCGACCCUUCGAAAUUCUCCGCAGCCAGCGCGACAAGUCCAACUACCUCCUAGUGAAAGAAGCUCGCGUCAUCGCGAUGACCUCCACCCACGCCGCAAUGCGCCGGCAAGAGAUCGCUGCCCUGGGGUUCCGCUACGACAACGUGGUCAUGGAAGAAUCUGCCCAAGUCACCGAAAUCGAAGCUUUCCUGCCCUUCAUGCUACAGAAACCUCGCCAGACCUCGCCAGAUAGUCCACCAUCGAACCCACUCCAACGCAUUUUCCUAGUAGGCGACCACCUGCAAAACGCCCCCGUCAUCCACUCCCCCGCCUCCCGCGACUAUGCCAACCUAGCUCAAUCCCUCUUCCACCGCCUCAUCCGUCUCGGUGUCCCGCACACCGUCCUCGACGCCCAAGGUCGCUCGCGACCCAGCAUCGCGGAGCUUUACAAAUGGCGAUACCCGCGCCUCACGAACCUACCCUUCACCUCCACCGCGCCCGAAUUCACGACCGCGAACGCUGGCCUACGGCACGAAUACCAAUUCAUCUCCGUCCCCGACUACAAAGGCCAAGGCGAAACAGAACCCACUCCGCAUUUCGUGCAGAAUCUUGGUGAAGCGGAGUAUGCAGUUGCGUUGUACCAGUACAUGCGUUUGCUUGGGUACCCUGCUGAGCGCAUCACCAUUUUGACCGCGUAUGCGGGCCAGAGGGCGCUGAUCAGGGAUGUGCUGGAGCAUCGAUGCAAGGGCAACAGGCUGUUCGGGAUGCCUGGUUGGGUGGGCACGGUGGAUAAGUAUCAGGGGGAGCAGAAUGAUUACGUCAUCCUCUCUCUCGUCCGGACUAAGUCACCAGGCUUUUUGCGCGAUCUCCGCCGCUUGACCGUCGCGUUGUCGAGGGCGCGGUUGGGGCUGUAUGUGCUCGGACGGAAGGAGGUCUUCGACGGCAGUCUCGAGCUGCGAGAAGGCUUUGCGCGGUUCUGGGAGAGAGGGGAGAAGUUGAAGCUUGUGGUCGGCGAAAUGUGGCCGUGUCAGAGGGGCGUGGAGGAUGAGGUGGAGAGUGUGGAGAUGGAGGGCGUGGAGCAUUUGGGGCAGUAUGUGGCUGAGAUGACGAAGGCGAAAGUUGAGGAUCUUAAGCGUGGGAAGGGCAUGCUGCCGCCUGUGGUUGUGAAGGAGGAGGGGAGGGUGGAGGAGGAGGAUGAAGGCGAAGAGGCCGCUGGCGCAGAGAUGCAGGAUGCGGAGGUGGAUGGCGAUGGAGAUGAAAUGGCCGAGUAG